CGAGCAGCUUCCGUUGACAGUUCGAGCACUUUUGACAGCGGGCAGAAAUAAAUAGAAGAAAGCAUACAAGGAACGAACUGUUUGCGGGCUUGUUUGUGAUUCAACUUUAAUUUAGACCUAAAUCUCUACAAAUCUCCGUGAUAAUGCUGAUCAAAGUGAAGACCCUGACCGGCAAAGAAAUUGAAAUCGACAUCGAGCCCACGGACAAAGUGGACCGGAUCAAAGAGCGGGUGGAGGAGAAGGAAGGCAUCCCUCCCCAGCAGCAGCGAUUGAUCUUUUCCGGCAAACAGAUGAACGAUGAUAAGACUGCCCAGGACUACAAGGUCCAAGGAGGUUCCGUACUACAUUUGGUGCUGGCAUUACGAGGCGGGUGUCUGUAAACGCUGAAGAUGGAAGUGGUCGGUGUUCCGCAGGAUUCUGCGGACCCCCGCAAACUCUGUGUCCUGUCGUCUCAUUGUUUGGUUUAAUUUUAUUGGUUUGGAAAAGUGUCACUGAAUAAAAGCACUACAUAAUCAAUAAGAA
Molecule: messenger RNA, 522 nt
Organism: Anopheles stephensi (Asian malaria mosquito)
Lineage: Eukaryota; Metazoa; Arthropoda; Insecta; Diptera; Culicidae
Gene: Nedd8
Product: NEDD8
Exons: 3
Coding region: 144-380 (78 amino acids)
Biological process (GO): modification-dependent protein catabolic process; regulation of proteolysis; protein neddylation
Cellular component (GO): nucleus; cytoplasm
Molecular function (GO): protein tag activity; ubiquitin protein ligase binding
Source: RefSeq, a predicted model, not a curated record